Vigna angularis (adzuki bean) is the source of this 1950-nucleotide messenger RNA. RefSeq names its product probable polyamine transporter At1g31830. Gene Ontology annotation, cellular component: membrane. The record is from RefSeq and is a predicted model, not a curated record. Lineage: Eukaryota; Viridiplantae; Streptophyta; Magnoliopsida; Fabales; Fabaceae. The transcript is spliced from 2 exons. The coding region runs from base 184 to 1644 and encodes 486 amino acids. Gene Ontology annotation, molecular function: transmembrane transporter activity. Gene Ontology annotation, biological process: transmembrane transport.
AAUUCAAAAACCAUAUAAGCCUUUUCUACACAAAAAAUUGUUCACUGUAUAAAGAUUCUCAAUCCCUUUCCUUCUCAAGCUCGCUUUCUAUUUCUUGUGUUGUGAGUGGACACGAAUGGUCGACGCUGGAUUCCACGAUGGUGAAUGUUAUCUUCUCCACCAUGAAGGGAUAGCGCGUCAUUCAUGAAAUUAAGGAUAGCGGCUGCUAAUAGACAACAAGCUUCCAUUGAAAUGGGGGAGUUCUCCCAUGACGAGUAUGUAGCUGUCAGUGAAUCAACUUCCACCAGGGCAAAUCACUCAAGUAAAGUUUCACUUCUUCCUCUUGUCUUUCUCAUCUUCUAUGAGGUUUCAGGGGGGCCUUUUGGGGUUGAGGAUACUGUGCAGGCAGCUGGUCCUCUGUUAGCCCUCCUUGGGUUCUUGCUUUUCCCAUUAAUAUGGAGUGUUCCUGAAGCUUUGAUCACGGCGGAGAUGGGUACCAUGUUCCCUGAAAACGGUGGUUAUGUGGUUUGGGUUUCCUCUGCUCUGGGGCCCUAUUGGGGGUUUCAGCAAGGUUGGAUGAAAUGGCUGAGUGGGGUGAUAGACAAUGCUUUAUACCCAGUUCUAUUUCUUGACUAUCUGAAGUCAGCAGUCCCAGCUGUAGGUGGUGGAUUGCCUAGAGUUGCUGCAACAUGGGCUCUGACUAUUGUGCUCACUUACUUGAACUAUAGGGGUAUGGUCAUUGUGGGAUGGGUUGCUGUUUGUUUAGGGGUUUUCUCACUCCUCCCUUUUGUGGUUAUGGGAUUCUUGUCAAUUCCCGAUCUACAGCCUUCAAGAUGGGCUGUGACAAACCUCAAUGAUGUUGAUUGGAAUUUGUAUCUGAACACUCUAUUUUGGAAUCUUAACUAUUGGGAUUCCAUAAGUACUCUUGCUGGAGAAGUGGAAAAUCCAAAGAAAACUCUUCCAAGGGCUUUGUUUUACGCUGUGAUUCUAGUAGUUCUAGGGUACUUCUUUCCUCUCCUAAUAGGUACCGGUGCUGUUCCCCUCAACCGGGAUCUUUGGUCGGAUGGCUACUUCUCAGAUGUUGCUAUGAUCAUAGGAGGGGCAUGGUUGAGAUGGUGGCUUCAGGCUGCCGCCGCCAUGUCAAAUAUGGGAAUGUUUGUUGCUGAAAUGAGCAGUGAUUCUUUCCAGCUACUAGGGAUGGCUGAGAGAGGAAUGUUGCCUGAGUUCUUCACCAAGAGGUCUCGCCACGGAACACCUCUAAUAGGAAUACUCUUUUCAGCAACAGGUGUGAUUAUACUGUCAUGGAUGAGCUUUCAAGAAAUUGUAGCUGCUGAAAAUUUCUUGUACUGUUUUGGGAUGAUUCUGGAGUUUAUUGCAUUCAUUCUGUUAAGGAUCAAACACCCCAAUGCAUCUCGCCCUUACAAGAUAGCAGGGGGAACAGCAGGAGCAAUUUUGCUCUGUAUCCCUCCCACUAUACUGAUUGGUGUUGUGUUGUUUUUCUCCUCCCUUAAAGUAAUGUUUGUAAGCCUCAUCGCUAUUGCAAUAGGCCUUGUGUUGCAGCCUUGCCUCAAAUAUGUGGAGAAAAAGAGAUGGAUGAAGUUUUCCCACAGUUCUGAGCUCCCUGAUCUUGGCAAUCUGGAUGAGAAUCGCUCUUUGGUGUAUUGAUCUGUCUUGUUUCUAUAUUGUGAAGUAGAUUUGGUCUUCAGGUUCUUCAAAGAAGCUAGUUAAGUUCAAACCAUGAGAGGGCAACUUUGUAUCCAACACCUUUGGUAAUUUAUCUGGUUGUCUAUGAUUUUAGUUUGAUCAAUAGAUAGAUGAAGUGGUAGUUAGAAACUUGGAAGCUAUACUUUAAAAUUUCUUUGGAAAAUCAGUUAUUUGUUUAUAAGAAGAUUCUGUUAUCAUUUGAAGAGGGAGAAAAAUAAGAUUGAGACGUUUUUCUUUAAUUUUAAAUUGUUUGGUAGAGAAGCUAAA